Messenger RNA from Schistosoma rodhaini, 5100 nucleotides. NCBI's taxonomy places the organism in Eukaryota, Metazoa, Platyhelminthes, Trematoda, Strigeidida, Schistosomatidae. The record is from the annotation of a GenBank genome assembly.
AUGAGAGUAAAGAAAUUUGAUGUAACGAUUUACACUUGGGUUAUGAAAAAAAAAAUGAAAACCAUAGAAAAAAAUCAUAAUUUAAUAAUACAAAAAAAUGAUUUAUGCCAAGAAAAUUUCUAUGGAAAAAAUAUCACUGAUCCAUAUCGUUGGUUAGAACAAACUUUCUCUAAUAAACCUUAUCAAUUUAUAUUGCAUCAAAUGAAACAAACACAACACUUUUUAUCAUAUUGUCCAUAUCAAGAAGAAUAUAGAAAUUAUUUGCAGUUACUAUGUAAUUUUGAUCAAUAUACUUGUUCAUUAGUACGUGGUAACAACUACUUUUAUUGUUUUAAAUCAUCGAAUUUAGAAAAUAUUGUUUUAGAAUCUAUUCAAAAUAAUUUUAAUAUACCACGGAUUAUAUUAGAUCCAACUUGUAUAAGAUUGAACAAAUUAGAAAUAAUUUCUGCAUUCAAUCUAUCGGAUUGUGGUAAAUAUUUAUGUUAUGAAAUAUGGAAUCAAACUAAUGGUGAAUAUAAACUAUAUUUUAAAGAUUUAAAAACGGAUAUUCAAUUACCAGAUUGUAUUCAACUGUUGAAUAAAACUUCUAUGACAUGGUCAAAUGAUAAUCAAGGAAUUUAUUAUAUCAAUUGCAUGGCAACUAAUUCAAUUGAUGAUCCAAUGGAUAGUUUAAUACAAAAUUAUAUGGUUACUAUUAAUUAUCAUAAAUUAGGUGAAAUUGAUCAAAGUAAAGAUUUAGUGGUAUGGAGUUGUGAGAUGUCACAACCAAAUUUAAUGUACUGUGAAUUAGAUGAAACUGGACGUUAUCUAUUAGUGACUAUAUUGAAUGAACAACAUUCACAGAAUAAAUUAAUUUUUGGUUUAAUUAAUCAUGAACGAGUUAAACUAAAAGGUCGUUUGAAAAUGAUCCCAAUUGUAGAUGAAUUCGAUGCAAAAUACAAAUUCAUCGGUAGUACUUCAACAGAUUUUUAUAUUAUGACUGAUUUAAGUGCACCAUUUAAUAAAAUUAUUAAAGUUAAUAUCAAAGAUCCUGAUUGGUCGAAUUGGGAAGAUUUAAUACCACAUAAUCCAAUUAGAAAAUUAGAAUGUGCUACUUGUAUCAAUCGAAAGUAUUUGGCUAUAAGUUGUAUAGAAAAUGUCAGAAGUAUGAUUUCUAUUUAUGAUUGGAAUACUGGAAGGUAUAUAAAAAAUAUUAUAACUCCAAUUGGUCGUAUCUAUUCCCUAAUUGGUCAUUAUACAAGUAGUCAGGUAUUUAUUCAAUUUGCUACAUUCAAUGAACCAUGUACCAUCAUGUAUUGUGAUUUAAACAAAGAUCAUUGGGAAUUAAAGGUAUUCCGUAAAUCUCAACCAAUGGAGUUAAACGAUAAAGAAUAUGAGAUUAAACAAGUAUUUUAUCAAAGUAAAGAUUCAACAACUAUUCCAAUGUUUAUAUUUCAUAGAAAAAAUAUCAUUUUGAAUGGUAGGAAUCCAUGUAAACUAAGUGCAUUCGGUGGAUUUGGUUACAUUAAUCAACCGUAUUAUUCAGCAAAUGAAUUAUUAUUUAUUGAAAAAUUUAAUGGAAUAUUUGCAUUGGCCAAUAUACGUGGAGGAGGAGAAUUCGGUGAAGAAUGGCAUAAGCGUGGAUGUGAUGUUCAUAAAACUACAGCAAUCGAUGAUCUAUUGAUGGCUGCUGAAUAUUUAAUUCAACGAAAAUAUACCAAUCCUGAUAAUCUUAUCUUACAAGGUCAUGAAAAUGGUGGUCUAAUUGCAGUAUCCUGUGCAAAUAAAAAACCAACUUUAUUCAAAGCAAUCAUUUUGGAUAAUCCAUUAAGUGAUAUGUUACAUUAUUAUAAAUAUUCAUCAACUAGUAGAUGGAUGAAUGAAUAUGGAAAUUUAUAUUAUGAAAAUGUAUUCAAUGCAUUAUUAAGUUAUUCACCAAUUCAUAAUGUACCAAAUCUAUCCAUUACAAAGUCGUAUUAUCCUGCAGUGCUUAUUUUGUCCGAUCUACAAACUGCCAAUGUAGAAUAUAUUCAUUCAUUGAAAUUAUUAGCUACAUUACAAAAUGAAUUACAUAAUAAUGGUUGUACACUUAAACAAUCAAAUAUUAUACUUGGAUGGUUUAAAACUGAAGGUCAAUAUAAGAUUGAUAAAGUUACAAGUAUCUGUUCAUUUAUACAAAUGAUCUUAUCAAUUAGCCGGCAUAAAAGCAAUCCUAAUCAGUUUAAUUCUCUUAGAAAAGUGACUGCAUUGUUCGCAGUCCGUUUGACUACUGCGUUACAAUAUUUGGGAUGUGGUUAUGACCUAAGUUGGCUUCAAAGUUUCUGGGCUUUUAAUGGGUGCGAGAUCCCAUGGCUCCUACGUGGAGCUAUAAGAAGCAAUAAUGUUGGUACACUUCAAUAUCUCUUCAGCUAUCCUAAUGGUGUGGAUCCAAGUAUGGUCAUCGAUGGAGUUUGCCCACUCAAUUUGGCGGUUGAAUUAGGUUAUUUACAAAUGGUCAAGAUCCUUAUUAAAGCAGGUGCGGAUAUUUAUGUUGCCGAUGCCCCUCGGUACCCACUUCAUCAAGCAAGUUUAUAUGGUCGUGCGGAUAUUGCUGAACUGCUUAUACGAUCCGGUGCAUCUGUAUCAGCGCUUACUGAACGACGACAGUCUUGUUUACAUCUCCUGGCACAUCAAACUGCUCAACGUUAUGUUGAUACAGCGAAAAUUCUAUUGAAAUAUCAUGUGAAUCCAAAUACAUUAGAUGAUGAUGGUCUUGCACCGUUACAUCGUGCAUCAGUUGAAAUUGUUGAAGUAUUAGUUGCACAUGAAACAACUGAUGUUAAUAUAUGUAGUCGUGAUAUGGAUACACCUUUAUUAACCGCCGUCAAAGAUCGUAGAGAACUAAUUUUAAUUGCUCUCAUUCGAGCAGAUCAACAAUUUCGUGAACAACAUCGAAAAAACAACACUAAUACUACUACUACUACUACUACCACAACGGUGGCGACGACGAUGACUUCAAGUACAUUAGAAACUCAAUCAGGUGAUGGCGCAUGUCGUGUUAUAGCUUCAGCUCUUCGAACACCAUCUUCAAAAUCAUCCAAUUCUGCAUCAUCUCGAUUUACACUCGCUUCAGCAACAAGUACAAUUUUUCGUGGUAUCAUUUCAAAUGAUUGUGUUGUACCACCACGUGCUUCAUCUGCUGCUUCAGUUAAUCUACAUUCAAUAAUUAAUACAAAUCAUUCAAAACCAUUUAUUACAGAUCGUCAUAAUUUAUCAUCACAAUUAUUACGAAUGAAACCAAUUAAGAUUUCAGAUGAUCAUGAUACUGAAUUAGAAUGUGAUACCAAUAGAAUUAAUAUACGUUCAUGUAUAUUAAGAUUAAGUGGAAAAAAUCAUAUGUUUUUAAAUUCAGAAUCCAAUGGUUUUACUGAUGGUGAUUCACAAUGUAUUGUUAAAUCAAGUUAUAGUGGUAGUUCUAAUUUAUCACAUAUGAUUACUCGUAAACCAGAAAAUUGUCAACGAUGUCAUAGUGUAGGCAAUCCAAGUGAUGUGGCUCGUUGGUGGCAAAGUUGUGAUCGAGUUCAACGUAUACUUGGCAAAACUACAUUGAUCAAUACUAGUAAUAAUAAUAAUAGCAAUAAUAUUAAUAAUUCAAUACCACAAACAACACAACUUCCACUCAAUCUUAAAAAUGGUCAACAGUCGAAUGUUGGUACAAUACGACCACGUUUAGACAUAGAUCGACCAGAUAAGAUUGGUAUGACACCUUUAAUGAUCGCAGCAGAAGCUGGUUCAAGUGGUUUGAAUAUGGCAAUAGCUUUAGUAAAUGCUGGUUCAAAUCUUUCGCUGACUGAUAAAGUCGGUAUGACCGCUUUACAUCAUGCAUGUUAUGUUGGCUCAUUAAAUAUGGUACGUUAUCUUAUGGAACGUGUUCAUCCAACAAUAUCUUCUAAUAAUGUGGCAACAACAACAACUAUUUGUACUACUACUACGGCGACUACGAUGGCCACUACGUCUGCAUCAAUUUCAAAAACUAACAGUCUAUUGAAUGGUUCCAAUGCUCGGUUGUCAUGUCUUCUUUCUACAUCGAUUAUAUCAUCGUUAAAUGCAUCAGGAUCAAUAUGUCCUACUAACAAUAGUAAUAGUAAUAUGAAUGUCCAAUUGUCCAUGGUAGGAUCAGCACCACCACCACUAACUGCAAGUCGUCUUUCAAAUCCUGAAUUAUUAAAUACUCAAGAUAAAUAUGGUCGAACUUUAAUUUAUUUAGCUGCAUGUCGUGGACAUAGUGAAGUUGUAAAUUAUUUACUAUGUCAUUCAGCUGAUAUACAUAUUACUAACAAAGAAAAUAAGUCACCUUUAUAUAUUAGUGCUUAUUUUGGUUAUUUGGAAAUAGCCAAUGCACUAUUACGUCAUGGUGCACAGGUCGAUCAAAUGGAUUCACAUCGAAAAACUCCAUUGUAUGUAGCUACUUAUCAUGGACGAUCGGAAAUUGUCGAUCUUUUACUAACAGCUGGUGCUAAUGUUAAUGCAGCUGAUAAAAAUGGUAAAACUCCACUUUAUGUUGCUGUAUUACAUGGACAUUUAGCAUUAGCACGUAAACUAUUAGACGCUGGUGCAUCAGUUAAUCGUGUAGAUCGUGAAGGUCUUGGUCCUUUACAUAUGGCAGUUAAAUUUCCUAAAUUAGAUAUACCUAUGGUAAAGUUAUUAUUAAAUUAUGGAUGUGAUCCAGUGAAUUUAGCAAGUUUUACACGUUGGCUUCUAGUACAUGGAAUAAUUCCAGAAGAAUGUAUACAUGGUGAUGAUGAAUUAGCACAAUGGUUACGUUGGGAAGAAUGUAAUGUACAUUCAUUAAAACAUAUUUGUCGUGUAGUUAUACAACGUGCACUUGGUUAUGCUGAUUCAUUAAGAGUUAAAGCAAAUCGUUUACCAUUACCGGAGCAUUUAAUUUCUUAUGUAUCAAUGAAACAAUUAUAAUAAAUCAUUCACCUCUCUUCUUGAUCAUCACCAAUUCGUACUCACUUUAGUUUUCUGCUUUCCACACACACCCCGCCGCGGCUCUCUGUCUCUCUCAGUUCUUCUAGAUUUUGCUCAGUAUUGCAUUUAUUUGAAUGACUUGUUUAUCUUUGUUUUUUUUUACACAAC